Brassica oleracea var. oleracea is the source of this 629-nucleotide messenger RNA. Its product is annotated as CLAVATA3/ESR (CLE)-related protein 26-like. The record is from RefSeq and is a predicted model, not a curated record. Lineage: Eukaryota; Viridiplantae; Streptophyta; Magnoliopsida; Brassicales; Brassicaceae. The transcript has 2 exons. The coding region runs from base 193 to 495 and encodes 100 amino acids.
CCAUCCUAACUCAUCAAAGUGAUAAGACUCUAUCUCUCUCAUGCUUUUGUUCUCACUCUUCUUUGUUCUCUAUUAUAGUUUCAAAUAGAAAAAUCGAAUAAAACCUACUAAUUCGAUCGAUGUUAGUUUCUGUCCUUAUUUCCACCAACCAACGAAGAUAAGACCCAAACAAAACCCACAAGGCUAGAAACCAUGCGAAAUCUCCAAUCCCUUCGUCUCCAGUUGUUUUCUCGUACACUAUUUACGGUCGGUUUAGUCACUCUUCUAAUGAUCGAUGCGUUUGCAUUACAAAACAACAACGAAGCCGACACAACAAAAGAGACUACUACCAUUAUGUCGAUGAAAAACUCCAUUACACACGGUAAGGAGCAUGAAGAUGGAACAAGACAUGGUGAUCUUAGCUACGCUGGCAGCAAAAGAAAAGUGCCUCGUGGAUCCGAUCCUAUACAUAACAGGAGAGCAGGAAAAUCAAGACGGCCACCGGGAAGAGCAUAAGUACAGUGAAAGCUUGGGGAAGAGAGAGAAGUAUUUGUUGGCAAAUAGGUCUUGUAAAAUGUUGCUAGAUUCUCUUUUCCUGUUCAUUUGGGAUCGAAUCUUUUAAAUAUGCUCAAAAUAUUUGUGACCCUACA